UCUUAUUAGAAAAAAAUUUUUAAAAACACUGGUAUGACAGUAACCGGCGAGGAUCAAUAAUUAUUUUUUAGUAAAACUAUAAGAAAAAAGCAAAAUGAACAUACUACGUAACAGUCGAACUUCACCUACCUUAAGACAAUUGAUAUCGCUAGCAAGAAAUAGCAGCAGCUCGACAUUGGAACAAGCUAAGUUCAUUGUGGAACCACUUAAACAAAGGCAAAUUGUUCGCGUAAAGGGAGAAGAUGUAAUAUCCUUUCUGCAAGGACUCACAACAAAUGAUAUGAGGCAACUCCAGACGUCCUCCUCGAUUUAUACAAUGUUUCUUAAUAAAGCUGGAAGAGUGCUAUAUGAUGCAAUAAUGUAUAUGCCACCAAAGGAGUCCUCAACCGUACUACUUGAAUGUGAUAAAGAUAUAUGCAAUGAAUUAAUGCGACACCUUAAACUUUAUCGGGUUCGCAGGAAAAUACAGAUAGACAAUGUCGCCGACGAAUUUAAUAUAUGGUCAGCAUUUAAUAUCCUUGGAGAACCCUCAAUAAACAGCAACUCAAGUACCAUAGAAAAGCUAAAUAAUGUAGAUGGUAUUGAUGUAACGCAAGACCCACGACUUCAAAUUUUAGGCCAUCGCAUCGUUUGCACUUCAGAUAAAAGUUGGACAGACCUUUCGAAAGUAUAUGAAAAUACCAUUGUUGUUGAACCACCAAGCGACACAAACAAUUUUCAACUGCAUAGAUAUAAAAUUGGGGUGGCUGAAGGUGUACAUGAUAUGCCGCCGGGCAAACAAUUUCCGUUGGAGGCAAAUUGUGACCUGCUUAAUGGUGUAAGUUUUAAUAAAGGUUGUUACAUAGGCCAAGAAUUGACGGCAAGAGUACAUCAUACUGGGGUGAUACGUAAACGUCAUAUGCCCGUUCUUUUAAGCGUCCCCUUGGCGGCAGAUUCUUCAAAAGCAAUGUUAAAUGAAUCAGAAGCAAAACUGGGCAACAUACUGGGCAGUGUUGGAAAUCAAGCACUUGGUUUAUUACGCAUAGAGCAAGUUAUGAAGUCAAAGGAAUUGUCUGUCGAUGGCAAACCUUGUCAUGUGGAAAAACCCAAAUGGUGGCCUACGUCAUUACUAACGAAUGUGUCGAGCAAAGAAGAAGUCUGAUUCUCGUUUGGAGAAAUAAAAUAAGUUGUUGAAUGUUUAAUAAAAAUCUUAUGAGAUUUAAAAAAAAAAAUAAUAAUAAAUCGUUAUUUAUAUGCUAAUAUCACA
Messenger RNA from Stomoxys calcitrans (stable fly), 1246 nucleotides. Its product is annotated as putative transferase CAF17 homolog, mitochondrial. Gene Ontology annotation, cellular component: mitochondrial matrix. Gene Ontology annotation, molecular function: protein binding. The record is from RefSeq and is a predicted model, not a curated record. Bases 95 to 1141 code for a protein of 348 amino acids. The transcript has a single exon. NCBI's taxonomy places the organism in Eukaryota, Metazoa, Arthropoda, Insecta, Diptera, Muscidae.